CCUCAGCGAUUAAAUUCCAUCAAAAUAUAUAAGUUGUAUUUAUAAAUAUAAGUUAGUUGUGCACUAUGGCGGGCCCUGGCCAAACCGACGAUUUGGCAAAGUUACCAAGACUAGACUCUCAAGUUAUUCUUCAAGAGUUGAAACAUCGUUAUUCGCAAGAUAAGAUUUAUACCUAUGUUGGCGAUAUUUUAAUUGCUGUCAACCCWUUCAAGAGUUUGGAUAUCUACGGCAAAAAUGCUUCAAGCAAGUACAAAGAAGCAGRCAAGUCUUCGGCACCACCUCACAUCUAUGCUGUUGCAAAUUCUGCAUAUCAAGCUAUGCUUGGGAAGGGUGGUGUUAAACCUAACCACCAAUGCUGUGUUAUCAGUGGAGAAAGUGGAGCAGGCAAGACAGAAUCAGCAAAGUUUAUCAUCAACCAAGUGAUAGAAUUAUCACAUGGUGACUCUCAACUUGAACAGCAGAUUCUUCAGGUGAACCCACUGCUAGAGGCUUUUGGUAARGCYCAGACUUUGAUGAAUGAUAACUCCAGCAGGUUUGGCAAAUAUAUCCAGCUGAAAUUUCUAAAUGGUGGAGUUAUUGGUGCAAAGAUCUCAGAAUAUCUCUUGGAAAAAUCAAGAAUUGCUCUUCAAAAUGUUGGUGAACAAAACUUCCACAUCUUUUACUACAUUUUUGCUGGCUUAUCUCAAGAAGACCAAAACAUUUAUGGCUUAGGUUCGCCUAAAAACUACAGCUACCUUAGCAAUGGAUAUGACAGCAAGAACARGAAGAAAAAUAAAGAGAUGUUCAACAAGCUAAUGAAUGCUAUUGAUCUUGUUGGUUUCCUUGAGGAGGAGCAAAUCAAUAUGUUCUUGCUUCUUUCCUUGGUUCUGAACAUGGGUAACUUAGAAAUUGGUGUUGAUGAUGAAGACAAUGCUGUUGUUAAUGAUCAAGAUACCUUGAAUAUCGUUGCAAAACUUCUUGGUACAGAUGCAGAGAAAUUGAGGAGUGUGAUAACCACUACAUCUACCACCACAAAGGGAAGUGUCAUCAAACGACGGCUAAAAAGACAUCAAGCAUUAGAUGUACGAGAUGCAACUGCAAAAGCUCUUUAUGGACGACUAUUCAGUUGGAUUGUUAACAAAAURAAUCGUUUACUUGCCCCACCAGCUAUGGCAAGAGGAGAGAAUGUCAUGGAAAUAGGAAUUCUUGACAUUUUUGGAUUUGAACARUUUGAGAACAACAGCUUUGAACAAGCAUGCAUCAAUUUGGCCAAUGAGCAACUGCAGUUCUUCUUCAAUCAGCAUAUUUUUAUGUGGGAACAAGAAGAGUACAAGAAAGAAUGCAUUGACUGGACAACCAUCACUUUUGAAGACAACAAACCAGUUUUGGAUCUGUUCUUAGAAAAACCUAUUGGYUUGCUUGCURUGUUGGAUGAAGAAAGUCACUUCCCUCAGAGUACAGACCAGUCCUUUGUACAGAAGCUUGUCAAGAAUUGRGGAAAGAGCAAACAUUUGGUGACAUCCCGUCAAUCUCAGCUUAGCAAGUUUACCAUCAUUCACUAUGCAGGAAAGGUGGAAUAUGAUAGCUAUGGAUUCCUGGAAAAGAAUCGRGAUACUCUACCACAAGGAGUUACAGAGGCUCUAGAGAAGAGUGGUAAUGAGCUUAUUAGCACCAUUUUUACAGCGACCAUCUCAAGGACCGGUACUCUAGCUCUAGGCAAGAUGGGUGCCGAUGCAAGAAUGAGAAAAAGUCGCGUCAGCAAGCCAGCAAGACAACUGAAGUCAAAUACCAAGAAAGGGACAGUCAGUAGUCAGUUUAGGACAUCUUUGACUGUUCUGAUGGAGAAACUAACUGCUGCCAGUCCACACUUCAUUCGAUGCAUCAAACCCAAUCAUAUGAAGGUAUCCGGUAAUUUUGACAGUCAGUACGUUGAAGACCAGUUGAAAUACACAGGAGUUCUUGAAACAACGCGAAUUCGCCGUGAAGGGUAUCCAGUUAGACCAACGUUUGAGGAAUUUGUAGACAGCUACAAGUUGAUCGUUUAUGAUCCAUUCCUGAAGCCCAGCGAGUCAAGCUGCAGGAGAAUCCUGAAAAAGUCCAAGUUGAAUGACUGGCACAUUGGAAAAACCAAAGUGUUCUUGAAGUAUUGGCACGCAGAGGAAUUAGUGAAAAAACUGGGCGAAGUUCARCGAUCUGUGAUCAAAAUGCAAAAAGUCGUACGUGGGUUCCUGAUUCGUCGUCGCAAGAAGCGCCUUGUCAAAACAGCAGAGGAACACAACUUGAAAGCCAAAGACUGRCUCCAAUUAAUCCAGCUCUCAAAUUCAGACAUUAACAAAGGCAUCGAGGCWUUGAAGGAAAAGAGAAGGAUUGAAUUGAUUGUUGAAAAAAGUAAAACAAGGUACGCAUCAUUGGAAUUUGGACAGGGCAACCAAACUUCAACGGGAACUGGAACACAGACCUUCUCGACCAUUGACGAUGUUCGGUUUGUGGAUCAAGGAGUCGGUGACUUUGAUCUUGGUGAAGACGAGUUUGUACGCGAACCAGAUGCAAAUAAAGUGAAAUUUGGCGCCGUCGCCACAAAGGAAACUGCUGUGCAGUGGUACCAAGAAACGCAGGCUCCAAAGGGCGCUGGGAUGGAAACACACGGUGUKUUUCACGAUUGGUUCCAUGGGGUUAUAUCAAGAAGGCGGUCGGAGAUGCUUUUGACCAAGAAACCAGUUGGUUGCUUUCUCGUCCGAGUCAGUGAAAGUCGUUUUGGAUARACCUUAAGCUACCGUGUCGUCAACCGAUGCAAACAUUACAUGAUUGACCAGACACGAUCUGGUAAAUACGUUAUUGUAGGACUUCCUAAAGUAUUCAAAUCACUCAAUGAACUCGUCGAAUACCAUCAAGAGGUACGAAGUUUUUGAUAUAAAA
Molecule: messenger RNA, 2895 nt
Organism: Exaiptasia diaphana
Lineage: Eukaryota; Metazoa; Cnidaria; Anthozoa; Actiniaria; Aiptasiidae
Product: unconventional myosin-VIIa
Exons: 28
Coding region: 66-2888 (940 amino acids)
Cellular component (GO): myosin complex
Molecular function (GO): protein binding; ATP binding; cytoskeletal motor activity
Source: RefSeq, a predicted model, not a curated record